Scophthalmus maximus (turbot) is the source of this 2045-nucleotide messenger RNA. RefSeq names its product nuclear migration and anchoring protein unc-84-like. The transcript is spliced from 13 exons. Gene Ontology annotation, biological process: nuclear envelope organization. Bases 136 to 1662 code for a protein of 508 amino acids. The record is from RefSeq and is a predicted model, not a curated record. Gene Ontology annotation, molecular function: protein-membrane adaptor activity. Gene Ontology annotation, cellular component: meiotic nuclear membrane microtubule tethering complex; nuclear envelope. NCBI's taxonomy places the organism in Eukaryota, Metazoa, Chordata, Actinopteri, Pleuronectiformes, Scophthalmidae.
UGAAUCCUCUAAGAAUCCCAUUGAAAUUUUUAUAGCAGACACUGAGUUACUUGGCCACAUAAAACAAAAAAAUAUAUAAAAAUAUAAAACUGCACUGACACCACCACCCAGAAAGACAAGCUCAAUUUCUGAGUCAUGUCUCGUAGGAGUUCGCGCCUCUUGUCCAGUGGCUACUACACCUCAGAUGAAGUUUUUGACACAAGUAGCGUGACAAACAUAUCCUACCGUGAAAACCCUUUCAAGGUUUUCAAGAACCGCAAGACCGGCUCCCGAACGUCCGCAGGCCAGUCCAAUGGCCCCUCAGGCCCUAGUCCUUCGCCCACGAGCAGCCAGACUCAGACGAUCACGAGGACGGAACCCUACGUCUUUACCACAUCCACCCCUCGGCCUAACCAGAGUCGGACGCCCACAUUCUUCCCCUCAGUGUCUCCGGUGAAGAGCUCUCUCCCCGGGCACUACAGUCCCACCCGGUCAGGUUUGAACCUGAGGCCCAACCACAAGGAGCCGAGUCAGAGCAGAGUGGGCCCUUACAGGAAGCCCACCAGCACAACGAGUGAAGAUCCCAGCCCUGGUUACAGAAAAAAAAUCAGCAGUGUCUUCUUUAGUCUGAUCGACUCCGCCUCAUUGAUGGCCGUCGCAGCAAAGUCAAAAAUAAUGCAUCUGAAAACUUUAGCUAACACUUCACUCAGCAGUCGCGUGAAGAAGGCUUGUGGUCUGUUUCUCCUCCUCCUCCUCGCAUAUCCAUGUAUUUGGUUCCUCCUUCCCUUGUCGACCUCUUUCAUCUCGCACAUGAGUGUCACAAAGACCCCGUCACAGACAAAACCCGAGAGUCAACCAGUCAUCCCUGCAACUCCUCCUCCUCUUCCUCCUCCUCCUCCUCCUCCUCCUCCUCCUCUUCCUCCUCCUCCUCAACCCAACACCGUGCAUCAUUCACCUGUGGUGUUGUCCCAGCAGUUGGUAUCCAUCCAGCUGAUUCCUCCUCCAGCCCCCUGUCCUGAGACAAGCACUGCCCCGGUCCACAACCAUCUAACCCCAGAGCUCCAGGAGGCUAUGGAGAAGUGGCUCAACGACCGCUUCAAGGGGCAGGAUGUACUCAAAGGAAGCAACACAGACUUUGGACGUCCCAUGGCGGACAAAAUGGCUGACUUUGCCCUGGAGACUCAAGGUGCCAGUGUGAUCAGUUCCAGGUGUUCGGAGACGUAUCGUAUUCGUUCAGCAUGUGUUACCCUUUUUGGUUUCCCCCUCUGGUAUCCAUAUGAAAGCCCACGCACUGUCAUUCAGGGUUACCCAGUGCUGCUCCCAGGGAAAUGUUGGGCAUUUCACGGUGUCCAGGGAACUCUCACCAUCUCCCUCUCCCACCCUGUAAGGAUAACUCAUGUGACGCUGGACCACCUGCCACGGUACAUCUCCCCCACCGGCCGAAUCGACUCCGCACCCAAAGACUUUGAAGUCUAUGGAAUGAAAAGCUACACAGAAAAAGGAACUCUGCUUGGGACGUUCACCUAUAAUGAGAAAGGCGAGUCGUCGCAGACGUUUCAGCUGCCUAGCCCCAGUGACGAGGUUUACAGAUUUGUGGAGUUGCACGUCCUCAGCAACUGGGGUCGCGUCGAGUACACGUGUCUUUACCGCUUCCGUGUGCACGGAAAGAUCGCCACCACUUGAAAUCCCUUGACCACAACAUUAAGGCUCAAUUGAACAUACCAGAAAGGACAUUUGUAUUGUACACUUAUUUUAUAAGGUACAAUCCAUGCUGAUGCUUCUGAAAACACGUUUGGUAUUGACCAAAGCUGGGCAUACACUGUACAAUUUAAACCCGUUUUUGCCCCAAUAUCUGAUAGGGCAAAAACAACUCUUUUUAGGGUUGGACAAUUUUCAGCUUUGUAACACGUUGUUUGCCGUGCAGUGUACAGGGGGGAGCCAUCAGCGAUUAAUUGCUCCUCCAGCGGUCGUCGGAUGUUCCGAUAAAUUUCUGACAUGUCAGAAAUGUGAGGGGGGAAAAAAACAUGAGGAAAUGUGAUGAGAAUAAAACACCAUUUAGUUUGAGA